UCGCCUCUCAGUCUACUUGUAGUAUAAAACGCAACAUCUUCCCCCUUACAAACCCUAAUUUCUGCUACAUUUGCCACUCUCUCUACAUUUCCCCUCAGUAGCGGCUAGGAUUUUUGCUCAAACUCUUAGAAGAAAUGGGUGAGGAGGCUACUAAAGUUGUUGUACCGGAGUCUGUUUUGAAAAAGCAGAAGAGGGAGGAAGAAUGGGCUUUGGCCAAGAAGGAGGAGCUAAAUGUUCUGAAGAAGAAGAGAGUUCAAGACAGGAAGCUGAUCUUCAAGAGGGGCGAGCAGUACGCUAAGGAAUAUGAAAACCAGGAGAAGGAGUUGAUCCGUCUCAGAAGGGAGGCUAAAUUGAUGGGUGGAUUCUACGUCGAGCCUGAGGCUAAGCUCCUAUUCAUCAUCCGUAUUAGAGGUAUCAAUGCUAUGCAUCCCAAGACUAGGUCUAUUCUGCAGCUUCUCCGAUUGAGACAGAUUUUCAAUGGAGUUUUCUUGAAGGUGAACAAGGCAACAUUGAACAUGUUGCACAGAGUCGAGCCUUUUGUUACCUUCGGAUACCCUAACUUGAAGAGUGUGAGGGAACUGAUCUACAAGAGGGGUUUUGGAAAGGUUAACAAGCAGAGAAUUGCUUUGACUGACAACUCCAUUGUUGAGCAGACCCUUGGGAAGCAUGGCAUCAUCUGUGUGGAGGAUCUUAUCCAUGAGGUCAUUACAGUUGGACCUCACUUCAAGGAGGCCAACAACUUCUUAUGGCCAUUCCAGCUCUCAGCUCCAUUGGGUGGACUGAAGAAGAAGAGGAACCACUUUGUUGAAGGUGGAGAUGCCGGUAACCGUGAGAACUUCAUUAAUGAGCUCAUCAGGAGAAUGAAUUAGGGUGUAGUGUAUUCUUCCCUUUUUUUGAUCUGGUGUUGUUUUAGGGUAAACAUAUCUUGAAUGUUUUUGAUAGAGAUUCAAAGAAUGAAUUUUAUGUUUUUGGAUUUUGUGUUUGCUUAUGGUUUAAAAGUUUUGAAGAGUUAUUUAAGGUACAUUUUAAAGAUUAGUAUCUGUUUCAAUCUCUCUUCAUAUGAGAAUGAUAAUUAUGCUUUUGAGCAGUUUAUGUAUCUCGGUAGUACAUAUUUGUGCUGAAAUUCUGAUCCAAAGCAUUUUGGCAUUCUA
Chenopodium quinoa (quinoa) is the source of this 1151-nucleotide messenger RNA. Its product is annotated as 60S ribosomal protein L7-3-like. The coding region runs from base 135 to 869 and encodes 244 amino acids. The record is from RefSeq and is a predicted model, not a curated record. The transcript is spliced from 7 exons. Gene Ontology annotation, biological process: maturation of LSU-rRNA from tricistronic rRNA transcript (SSU-rRNA, 5.8S rRNA, LSU-rRNA). Gene Ontology annotation, cellular component: cytosolic large ribosomal subunit. Gene Ontology annotation, molecular function: RNA binding; structural constituent of ribosome. Lineage: Eukaryota; Viridiplantae; Streptophyta; Magnoliopsida; Caryophyllales; Amaranthaceae.